Messenger RNA from Oryzias latipes (Japanese medaka), 4332 nucleotides. RefSeq lists its product as uncharacterized. Gene Ontology annotation, cellular component: extracellular matrix. Gene Ontology annotation, molecular function: serine-type endopeptidase inhibitor activity. Lineage: Eukaryota; Metazoa; Chordata; Actinopteri; Beloniformes; Adrianichthyidae. The record is from RefSeq and is a predicted model, not a curated record.
CAGGCCUGAUGGACGCUGAAUAGUCCGAGCUGUUUGGCAAACUGCUGGUCUGGGCUGCCCGCUCACAUCCACGUCUGUAGUUUCAAGGCUCAGACAGGAUAAGUCGCCCCUCCUGAACUGCAGUUCUGGCAACGCGCCCGGCGCUUCGGCUCAUCUGCUGGUUUAUCUCAGUCCGGUUUAUAGAGAACCGGUCAGGCUGACAGAAAUGCCUCCAAAAGAGCCAGAGUUGACUGGACGCCCACAGCGGACUGCUACUCAAUGAGGAUGGACGUUUUUAUGAGAAGGACCCAAAGAAAAGGACUGGUCUUGUGUCUGCUGCUGCUGGCUUUCAUGCAUGAGGUUAAAGGCCAGAGGAGGAAGAAAACCGGCAGGAACCAAUACAGGCUGCAAAACGAGGAAGGACAAGCUCCUUCUUCCAAACUGACAUGUUCGUUGGAGGUGGCCUUCAUCUUGGACAGCUCUGAGAGCUCCAAAUGCUGCUUCGAGAAGCAGAAGGCCUUCGUGCUGAAGUUCAGCACCCGGCUGGCCAUGCUGCCGGUGGAUUUUGAGCUGCGUGUGCGGAUGGCUGUUGUUCAGUUCAGCAGCUCUGUGUACAUCGAGCACAGAUUCUCCGACUUCAAAGACCUGGACACCUUCCAAGGCAAGGUCAGCGCCAUGAACUACAUCGGGCACGGCACCUACACCACCUACGCCAUCACCAACACCACGCAGAUGCUGGUGAAGGAGACGCCAAAGAACAGCGUCAGGGUGGCGGUGCUGAUGACCGACGGGGUCGAUCAUCCCCGCAACCCCGACGUGCUGACCGCUGCUGCAGAGGCCAAAGGCUACGGCAUCAAGAUCUUUGCCAUCGGGUUGUCCAGCAUCGCCCAGCAGAGGCAGAAUAACGCCAAACUCCGGGCAAUCGCCAGUGCGCCCGCUCAGCAGUUUGUGCAGAGCCUCAUGGACCCCCAGCUGGAGGAGAAGCUGCUCAGGGAGAUGGGUACAGUUGCCAUAAAAGAGUGUCCCAAAUGCUUGUGUGAAAAAGGAGAAAGAGGUUCACCUGGAGACCCUGGUCCGAAGGGAGACAUUGGGGACAGAGGGCCUUCGGGUCAAAAGGGAAUAAUGGGGGAGCCCGGCUUCGAUGGUCUACCUGGAAGAGACGGCCCGCCGGGUCCUCCAGGUUAUAAAGGGAGCAAGGGAGAAAGAGGAGAAUGUGGCCCUCCUGGAGCUAAGGGUGACAUUGGACCUGAGGGAUCAUCCGGCCCACCGGGACCAAAAGGAGAACAGGGUGCAGCGGGACCACCUGGAGACAUUGGUCCUGAAGGGCCUGCGGGACCUAAAGGUAACAGAGGACCUGAUGGUUCACCCGGACCACCAGGAGAAGCCGGGAUUGGAUUCCCCGGAGACAAGGGGGAAAAGGGUCUUCAGGGGAGACCUGGUCCUCCAGGUCCCAUUGGAACAGGAGAACCAGGACUACAAGGACCACCGGGACCCCCUGGAACACAGGGCAGCCCUGGAUCUCCAGGAGAAGGCUAUCCAGGACCUAAAGGGGAUCGAGGAUUUGAAGGUCCACGAGGACUUCGUGGGAUUCCAGGUGUUGGGGUUAAGGGUGACAAGGGUAUCCGUGGGCCACCUGGGGUUCAGGGUCCAAUAGGGCUACCUGGGGUUGGACUUCAAGGAGAAAAGGGAAACCAGGGUCCACCUGGACCAGCGGGACCGAGAGGUUCUCCAGGUGUGGGAAUAACAGGACCCAAGGGGGAUCAGGGCCCUCCAGGUGAGCCUGGUCUGCCAGGUGAAAGAGGAAAGGGAGAAGCAGGACCUAAAGGGGAUCCUGGAGCUCCGGGUUUGGUGGGUCUGCCAGGUCAACCAGGAGAGGAUGGAAUCCCAGGACAAAAGGGGGACAUCGGGCUGCCGGGGCCCAGGGGACCUGACGGUGCUCCAGGGAAAGGGACCCCCGGGCAGAAGGGAGACAGAGGAGACAGGGGGAGCAGAGGAUUGCCAGGGGCAACAGGUCCACAGGGGCCAAUGGGGCAAAAGGGGGUGCCAGGAAAUAUCGGGCCCCCAGGAUUAACGGGACCCCCAGGGAGGGGCAUCCCUGGCGCCAAGGGUGAUGUGGGUCUGCCGGGUCCUGCUGGACCCAUGGGGGAGUCGGGGAUCGGUUUAAUGGGACCCAAGGGCGACAGAGGGCUGCCAGGCCCCGUCGGGCGUCCUGGACUGAAAGGUGAAGGCUUCUCCGGUCCUCCAGGACUUCCUGGGCCCCCAGGCCUGCCUGGAGAGACCGGACAAGAUGGUAUCGGAUUACCUGGACAGAAAGGAGACCGAGGAAAUCCAGGACCUCUUGGACCAGCCGGGCCGCCGGGGAUCGGCUUGAUUGGUCCGAAGGGUACAAUGGGUCAGAUGGGACCUGCAGGCCCUCCAGGUUUACCUGGAGAAGGCAUCCAGGGGCAAAAGGGGGAUCCUGGAUUUCAGGGGCUUCCAGGACCCAGAGGUUUUCCGGGUCAGGGUCUGCAGGGAGACAAGGGGGACCGAGGAUUAAGGGGUGACACAGGAAAGAAAGGGGACAGAGGGGAACCGGGACUGCUGGGACCCGUCGGACCUCCGGGCAGAACGGGACAGAAAGGAGAGCCUGGACUUACACGGGAGGAGAUCAUCGAAAUCGUCAGGAACGUUUGCCGCUGCGGGGAAUGCAUCUCCACACCGCUGGAGCUCAUCUUUGUGAUUGACAGCUCCGAGAGCGUCGGCCCUGAAAACUUUAACCUGAUCAAAGACUUUGUGAACGCCGUGGUGGACCGCACAUCUGUGGGGCGCAACAGCACGCGCAUCGGCGUGGUUCUGUACAGCCACAUCAACCUGGUGGUCCUCAGCCUCAUGCAGGAAGCCACGAAGGACCAGGUCAAGUCCGCCGUGCGCUCCAUGAGCUACCUGGGUGAGGGCACUUACACGGGCAGCGCCAUCCAGGAGGCCAACCAGAUGUUCAAGGCGGCGCGGGCGGGCGUGAGGAAGGUGGCCAUCGUCAUCACUGACGGACAGGCGGACACUAGAGACUCUGUGAGUCUGGAGAGCGCCGUGGCGGAGGCGCAAAGGGACAACAUCGAGAGGUUUGUGAUCGGGGUGGUGAACGAGAGCGACCCCCAGUCCGAGGAGUUCAAGAAGGAGCUCAACUUCAUCGCCUCGGAUCCGGAUAGCGAGCACGUGUUCCUGAUCAGUGACUUCAAGACACUGCAAGUCUUGGAGAAACAUCUGAUGCGCUGCAUUUUGGAACCAGGACAGAGCAACUUGUUCAGCCCAAUCCUGUUUCAAGAGUUCUCCGACGUUGUUCGAAAUCCUCCGUUCAGGAUAGAAACCCCGACCUUCAUGGAGGACUUCGGGACUAUCCGGAACUUGCCCGACAUUCCAGCGUCCCGAUCCGACAGGAAGUCUGUAAUUCUGCAGAGACCAAAGACGGAGAAUGGCAGGAGCUCCUCAAAGACCCAGAGGUUGCCCUCGUUCGACAGAGAGCCCUUCAGACCGGUCACGGAGUUCCUCCCCCAGUUUGAAAUAAACAAUCCAGCACCCCUCAUGAACGGACUGCUGGAGGCAGUCGGCCCCACGCUGAGGGCCCGACCCGAUGAGGGGAUCCCGGAGCCGUCUUCGUCCACCUCCGCUCUUCUGUCCUCAGACACCCACAUAUCAGACGGCUGCUACCAGACCCUGGACCCGGGGCCGUGUCGGGAGUACGUGGUGAAGUGGUACUACGACGCCAUAGCCAACUCCUGCGCUCAGUUCUGGUUCGGAGGUUGCCUUGGAAACGAGAACCGGUUUGACAGUGAGCGGAGCUGCAGAGAGACCUGCGUGAAGUUCUGACGCCCACAUCCUUUAGUCUCAAACACCAGUGCAAAGGAAGGAAAUGCUAAAAAACUAAAAAACAAAAGUGACUUUCAUCUUCUGUCUUAGUAGAAAAGCAUCUCACCAAAAUGCAGUUUUAGGUUUCAAACUGUUUUAAGUUAGUUCCUAUUAAAUGUGUUUUUUAUCUUUUUUGUAUUGUGGAUAAAGAUGGAUACAAACUUUUUUUAUGUUGUUAAACGCAGCUGUUGUAAUUGUAACUAAUCCAACAUUUCAGGGGCAUUUUGAAAUAAUGCUGUCAUUGUACUGAACAUUAGAGUUAAGUUUCUUCUAAAUAAAUGUAAAGCAAUGCAACUUUUUCUUCAUAACAACAAUCUGUGCUGCAUAUGAUAGUAUUUUUUUUUUUAAACUUGACCACGAAGAAGCAUCAAUGAUGACUGCAGAAGCAACAUUUCUUCUAAGCCCCUUGUUUCAGAGCAGGAUCAUUUCUAUGUUCCCACCUACCAAUAAAGGUAUUUGAUGCCUCCCUCA